Messenger RNA from Pseudonaja textilis, 1419 nucleotides. RefSeq names its product mitochondrial translation release factor 1 (gene MTRF1). The record is from RefSeq and is a predicted model, not a curated record. Gene Ontology annotation, molecular function: translation release factor activity. NCBI's taxonomy places the organism in Eukaryota, Metazoa, Chordata, Lepidosauria, Squamata, Elapidae. Gene Ontology annotation, cellular component: mitochondrion. Gene Ontology annotation, biological process: mitochondrial translational termination.
UCGAGCCAGCAUUGGCUACCGUUGGAUGUCUGCUUUCCUUCAAGAAGGUUCCACCCGAGAUGAAACCUCACCAAGCGAGCCCCAUGGUUAGAUUACUCUUUCGCAAAUGCUUCAAGUAUCACCGGAGUUCCCCUCUUCCAUCUCUUGCUAAAAAAUGCCCUCUUUGGACGGAGCUGAACUCCCUUCGCCACAGCUGUAGGAGCAGGACCGUUACAUCGGCGAGGACCUUCCAUACCAGCCCCAGGGCUUUGGGAAAGCUCUGGGACAGCGUCCCCCUGCAGGCAUAUUUACAGACUUUGGAGCAAGAAUAUGAAAGGAUCGAUUCGCUGCUCAGCACCUGCUCCGUGAACGAAUUUAAGGAAAAGGACCUUAGCCUACGACGGGCUAAAUUAUUCCCCUUGGUGCAGGCGUUUCAACAAAUACAAGAGGCCAAAAACCAAAUCCAGGAACUGGAGAAAAUGUGUACAGAGCUAACUCAAUCAGAAGAGAAACUUCUGCUAGAACUUGCUACAGAGGAGAAGGAAGGUAUGAACCAGAGGAUUAGAGCACUGUAUCUAGAGCUUUGUGAGAAGAUCACGCCAAGAGACAAAUACGACGAAAACAGCGUCCUUUUAGAAGUCACAUCUGGCAGGACGACGGGAGGCGACAUUUGCCAGCAAUUCACGAGAGAAGUCUUCGACAUGUACCAGAAUUACGCAGAAUACAAAGGCUGGACUUUUGAAACGACCAAGUACUGCCGAGCUGAGACAGGGGGGCUCCACCAUGCAGCGGCUCGGAUCUUGGGAAGCCACGUCUACAAACGCUUGAAGUUUGAAGGAGGAACCCACCGGGUCCAACGGAUCCCUCAGACUGGAUUGUCUUCGAGAAUGCAGCGGAUCCACACUGGCACCAUGACGGUCAUCGUCCUCCCUCUGUCUGAGGAGGUAGAGAUAAAAAUCAACCCCAGUGAUUUACGGAUUGAUACAUUUCGUGCCAAAGGUGCUGGAGGGCAGCACGUUAAUAAAACAGACAGUGCGGUCAGAGUUGUACACCUCCCUACAGGGAUCACGGUGGAAUGCCAGCAGGACCGAUCCCAGUUAACAAAUAAGGAAACGGCGUUGCAAACCCUGAGAGAGAAGCUCUACCUACAGACGGUCAUGAAAGACAUAAACGAACAGCAAAGUACGAGGAAACUGCAGUUAGGGUCAAGAUCCCAGUCAGAGAGAAUUCGCACGUACAACUUCAACCAAGAUCGGGUGACUGACCAUAGGAUCUCUUAUGAAGUCCGUGAUAUCAAGGAAUUUUUAAACGGCAAAGAACAUCUGGAUAAUCUAAUCAGCAGCCUGCUGGAGGCUUCGCAGAUGAAACUACUGGCUGAGCAGUUGGAAAACAAUUUGAAAUCUCUGUCGGCAGGCUCCUGAAUGGAUGAAUGACCUUUUU